UGGAUAAGAAGGAGAGACUGAAGACGGUAAAACAUCAAAGGCAAAACCCAAUUUCCUUUGCAGAGACACAGUUCUGUUUCUGGCUUGGCUUGCUUGGCUCGGCUCGGCUCACCGCAGGACUCACCGGUGCGUCUUCAUUCGUGGAUGGCUUUUUGGACUUUUCACUCGGCUUGUGUCUGACACAGCCACUCGGGGCGGCGCCUCCUAAAUGUCUAUGAUUGAAACCCCCGCCGUCCACCACCUCAGCGGGGGCGCCACCGAUCAUCACCGUCACUCGUCUAAACGCAAACUCGACGAAGAAGAUGACGGAGAUUUCUCGGACUUAAUCUGUGUGAGGAUGCGGAAAGAGGAGGCUGUGAAUUCAUGGUCGAGCUCCUCCGGCGCCUCUGGCACCGCAGGAAGCGGCUGCUCUGCGGUCGCGCAGAAGCCGCGAUCGCACAUCCAGUUCUUUGUGCGAAUGAUGUCAGCCGGAAACACUAUUGUGAUGCAGGCUUUCCCCGAAGACAGCGUGAAAUCGAUUCAUGAGAGUAUCCAAAGCAUGAAGGGAAUUCCGGUGUUUGAACAGAGAUUAAUUUAUCGGGGGAAGCAGCUUCAGUGGGAACAGACUCUCGCUGAAUGUUCCAUUCAAAACGACGCCAAUCUUCAACUCGUUGGUCGCAUGCGCAGUACUGAACACCCUCAGGCAUGGCAAAUUAUCAACGACAUGGUUUCCCUCGUGUAUCGACUUUGCUGUGGUGAGACUGUUCACGAUUCCUUGAAGACUAUCAAGGGGUUAAUCACCAGUUACUUGAACAUGACUCCGAGGAUUGACAACGAAUCUGCUUCUGGGUAUUUUCAGAUUUUCAUGUCUUCUUCUGCUCCUGACGUGCUUGUUAUGCUCUAUGUGUCCCCUUAUGCAGGUAACAAGGAUUGUGCUGAGUCUUCUGUUAGACACUUUUUGAGUUCUUGCCGAAAUACCUUGUCUAAGGCAUUGCAUGGGCAGUGUGCAUGUGUGGUCUUAGAGUUCUGUAAAUUGCUUAGGAGAGUUGGAACUAAUGACCCUUUGUAUCUCUAUUGCCGGAGUACCUUUGGGUCCUUGUUGGAAACUGCUGGGGUUUCCUACGCUGGUUCUGAUAAUGCUAAGGGGUUAGUUUUGAUUAAGGACAUUUUCCCCUUUGUUUUUGAGCUUGUUAAUUGCUUGUUGAUGGACUUGGACUCGAGUAUGGAAUCCCACAGAGCCGUGGGGCCUUUGUCUAAUGAUGUUGUGGAUUUUACUGCCUUCUUAGUGCCUUUGAGAACUGGAAUCAAGGAGCAACAAGCUGUCAAUGGUUCUAUGGCUCAAGACAAAAGUAAUAAGGAUCUCUUGCACGCCAAAGAGAUUGAAUAUCUUCACUGUUUGUACAUGCAGUUAUUGAACAAAAUCGACCAGUGCCUUCAAAAAAUGGACCAGAACUUGGCUGGCCAGGAAAUGAUGGAAGGGGAUAAUCCUUAUCCUGGGUGGUCUCACUAUCUUUCCAUCUUGAAGGAGUUGUAUCAAAUUUCUAAGCUUUAUGAUGGUGCUGAAGAAAAGCUUUGGAGUGUUUUGAGGCGACAUAGAAAUGUGCUGUGUCUGUUGAUUGUUCGAUAUGCAAAGAGAACUGAUGAGCAUCAGUGGAUUCUGGAGCAUAGGUUUGUGACCAAUUUUGAGUCUAGAAGGCAUUUGGCCAUGAUGAUGUUCCCAGAGGUCAAAGAAGACUAUGAGGAGUUGCACGAGAUGCUUAUUGACAGGUCUCAGUUAUUGGCUGAGUCUUUUGAAUACAUAGCGCGUGCUGAGCCUGAAUCUCUACAUGUUGGUUUAUUUAUGGAAUUCAAAAAUGAGGAAGCUACUGGCCCAGGUGUACUAAGGGAGUGGUUUCUUCUGGUAUGCCAAGCAAUAUUCAAUCCACAAAAUGCACUUUUUGUGGCAUGCCCAACUGACAGAAGGAGAUUUUUCCCUAAUCCUGGUAAGUUUUUCCUGCAUUUUUGAAUUCUUUCUUUUUAU
Messenger RNA from Vigna umbellata (rice bean), 1999 nucleotides. NCBI's taxonomy places the organism in Eukaryota, Viridiplantae, Streptophyta, Magnoliopsida, Fabales, Fabaceae. The record is from RefSeq and is a predicted model, not a curated record.